AUCAGUCACACUUUUGUGUUUUGCUAUUUGUAUAUAUUACUCAGAACGCGAUAUUAUACGAUUUUUUAAAAAGAAUUCUAUAGAUCUUAGUCUUUUAUUUGAAUUGUACUGCGUAGCUUACAUAAAACAUUUUGGAUUUGAUUUUCAGCGGGAUAUAAUUCUUUGAAAACCAUCCCUUUUAUUUUUUCUACAUUUAUCGUUAUAAUAAUAAAAAAGAGAAUCACCUAUAAAUAUUUAGUUAUAUAUUGUCCCUUAUAUAUUGCGUCAAUAAAUCAAUUGCACCAUGAAUCAUUCAUUGCUGGUGCUGGCUACAACCUUUCUUGGUUUUCUUUUACUUUUCGUAGCAUCAGAUGAAAUAAGCGACGGGCGCUGUGAGUGUGCUAAGCGUAAUUGUGGUUGCUGCACCAGUUUACGAGUCAAACAUAUAGUUGACGGAAAUGUUUGUGCAAACUUUUCGUAUAUUCCAGAAGAGCUUGGUAUAUCUGUAACAAUAACUUACAAUGAUAAAACUAUACUUAAUAAUACAGUGUCAGCUCACAAUCCACCGCCACUAUGCGUGGUGCAUGUUGACCAAUUGCACAUGAACAUUUGUUUACGAUUCUACGAUCUUGCUGUCAAAGAUAGGUGUCUUUCUGGUUGUUCUUCACUUGAAGUAUCUUUCUCCAAAUUUAUUCCAAACCAGAAAAUUAAACUUGGUUGCUUUAAGCUGGAUACUCUCCAACGUUCGAGCACCGAAAUUCAAAGUACUUUCAACGAGUCUGUAGUUGAUUAUUUAAACAGACAAUCAAAACAUAACGAAGUAGAGCCAAAGGUCGAAUCAAUAUAAAUGCAGCAAACGUUUCUACCGCGGGAAUAUAUAUAUAUAUAUAUAUAUAUAUAUAUA
Messenger RNA from Nasonia vitripennis (jewel wasp), 883 nucleotides. RefSeq lists its product as uncharacterized. The record is from RefSeq and is a predicted model, not a curated record. The transcript has 4 exons. Bases 284 to 826 code for a protein of 180 amino acids. NCBI's taxonomy places the organism in Eukaryota, Metazoa, Arthropoda, Insecta, Hymenoptera, Pteromalidae.